AUGUUUGGCAUCAAGACACAGAAGCGGGCAGAAUCGUAUAGUCCAGUCAAGAUGGAGGAGAGCGAGAGCUUUCUCCCUCAUAGCGAAACCUCGUCGCUCGAUGGACACCCCACAAAAACUCCUUCAAGACGCCAGUCAUGGGUAACUACAGCUAUCAUGAUCUUCUGCACAGCAGUACUUUCAGCGCUGUUCGGUGCCUGGGCUGGACGGCAAGGACUGAAUGCCGAUGCCUUCAGCAUACGGCAUAUCUCACAAUACUCUCCAAUUGUCAUUGAAGCAGACAUGAAAUUUGAGAAAGUUCGUUUCAACGGAUCCUUCUUGAAGCUCAAUGCCUUCCGGCAAGAUGCCGGUCCCGAGGUCGAUGCAGCCUGGAAGAGUCUCGGGGCAGACUUCAGCGCUGUCCGCAUCCCAGCUUCCGAAGCCACAAAAUCUAACAUCAGAGCCGAUCAGGUGAAGAUCAAGGAGAAGUACGGUGGCGGUUUUCCUGCGAACGUAGAGGGCCUGCACCACUUGCACUGCCUGAACCUGCUCCGGAAGUCGCUAUCCUGGAACAUCGAAUACUACAAGGCGAUGAAGAUGGGGCCUUUCGCGAACGAUGAUCAUAUCCUGAAGGCACACGUCACACACUGCCUUGACAUCAUCCGCCAGCAGCUGAUGUGCAGCAUCGACAUUGGCGUGCUGGGCCAAGUCUGGUACCAGCCGCCGGACUCAGCCAUCGAGCCGUUUGUCGAUUUCAACACUAUCCACACCUGCAGGAACUUCGACGCUGUCCGUGACUGGGCCGAGAAGCAUCAGCUGCCGACCGACACACCAAAUGACUAUUUGGAAGAGCCGAAGGAAGGCGACAGAAUUUACCUUGAGAUUCCAUAG
This is a messenger RNA of Didymella exigua CBS 183.55, 870 nucleotides long. RefSeq lists its product as uncharacterized. Gene Ontology annotation, biological process: mycotoxin biosynthetic process. Bases 1 to 870 code for a protein of 289 amino acids. The transcript is spliced from 3 exons. The record is from RefSeq and is a predicted model, not a curated record. Lineage: Eukaryota; Fungi; Ascomycota; Dothideomycetes; Pleosporales; Didymellaceae.